Messenger RNA from Staurois parvus, 273 nucleotides. NCBI's taxonomy places the organism in Eukaryota, Metazoa, Chordata, Amphibia, Anura, Ranidae. The record is from the annotation of a GenBank genome assembly.
AUGUGUCCCGUUAAUGGCACAUAUGUCUUCAUCUUUCAUAUGCUAAAGCUGGCUGUCAAUGUUCCACUGUAUGUCAAUCUGAUGAAGAACGAAGAGGUAAUGGUUUCAGCUUAUGCCAAUGAUGGUGCUCCUGACCAUGAAACAGCCAGCAACCAUGCUGUCCUACAACUCUUCCAAGGUGACCAGAUAUGGUUACGGCUACACAGAGGAGCAAUUUAUGGCAGUAGCUGGAAGUACUCCACUUUUUCUGGGUAUUUACUCUACCAGGAUUGA